ACGGCAGUUCCGGUUCUCCCGGUGGAGCCUACCCGUACCGAUGGAGCGAACGGAACAGAACCACCUCGAUGCAAAUAAAUCCACGGCUCGACCACCGUUCACUCUCGCUUUUCAAACCCGCAUAUGCACGCCAGCCGGACACGGAUGGAGACGCAUGGUGGUGGAUGAGAUCACGUUGCUCGGUAUCUCACGGUGCCGCGCGACAAUGUUGUGCGUUUGGCGAUGAUAAAAAUCUCCUGAAUCCUCUCGCGACAAAUUAUCAUCGGCUCCCCGAAAGCUGCUCAGUUGUUCAAGUGCCACCAUUGCCGCCGGGUGGUCGAGCUUCGAGUUCCCCGUUCCCGUGGCUACACAAAUUCCGAGAGCCCUUGGAAAAACAUUGUGUGCAAGAGUGUGUGUGUGUGUGUGCAUUCAAUUAAAAGUAAAGCAAAGCAGUUAAAUGUUACAGGGAUUUUAUUGUGUGUAAAAUAAAAACAUUGCUUCGAAUGGCACAUUUCUUUGGCCAUUCAAACGCUUGUGCUUGUAAAAUGACAUUUGUGCCGUGCUAAGCGACCGAGACCGAGGCGGGCCCACCGACGGCCGAAGGAAAUGGGGAGUCUACACAAUGCCGAAAGGUAAUGAAGCGUACCAUAUAUACCAGCCCAUACUGUCCGCACUGUCCACCGGGGCCACACGGCUCAAGGAUAAUGGGGUUUGAUGUGAUCAAACACUGCAUGGAAUCAAUUGGUGGAAAAUAUGGGACAAAUAAACAUCAAUAGGGCCACAGCAGCAAGGGAAGGCUCGCCGUAACGCGCCAGAGAUGUCUGGAUGUGUGUGUGUGUGCAUGUGUGUCUGUGUGAGUGUGUGGGGGAUUAAUCCUUGCCAUAGCGAAGUCGCAUAUUGCUACCACUCCGGGGACAUCUCAGCACCCUGUGGUCCUUUCUGCUCGCGAUGGUCGGCGGGAUAAGGUGGAACGUUGCAAACUGUCGGCCAAAUGCCAAUUGCAUCUUCUCCAAGAUUUGAAGGAACUGGAAAAUCGCGCCAGGUUCUCUGCCGCCAGCUGCGGCACUACAAUGUGUCUCGUGACCCUUCCGGGCUGCUAGCGUGUGUGGUGGAGUCGCGUGAUAAAAGCGUCCACAACCGGGAGGAUGCAGAUAUUCAACGGCCUCCUGACUAUUGGCAGGAAACGAUAAGCUGUCCAGAGCCAAGUUCUCGGAUGUCGUUAUUUUACACUGUGAACAGUAAAGGAAGCAAAGCAAGAGCACACUCCACGGCACAAAAAAGUAGCGCUGGGAUUCGGGCUUCAGGAGACUUCCCCGAAGCGGAAGUCGUUGUACCCUGAGGGUGGGUGUUUUUUUUUCCCACUUCGGGCAUCCCAAGUUCUGUCUCUCACACCACCCGGAACCGGGCGUCAACAACCUUCGUCCGCUUCGGUGCUUCGGUGGCUGCGAUGGCUGAGAAAACAAGCUUUGCCCACCGUUACCGAUCGAGCCACAGCGUGCUGCACUACAAACCGCUGCUGCCGACGAACGAUCGACGGAUCGGGGGACCGCUGCGGAAGAAGAAAACCCGCUUCAAGGUCCUGCUGAUGAUGGGCACCGUGUUCGCCUGCCUGCUGUACGCGAUCGAGCGUCCGUUCUGGUGGGAUUACGAUGCGCUCGAGGCACCGCUGUGGAACGAAGCGCUCGAAACGCGCGACGACGAGCAGCACUUUAACUACAACAGCUCGUACUUCGUCAAUACGGUCGGCUGUAAGAUGCCCAGCUUCCCGGUGACGAACGCGCAGAUACAGAAGUUCAUCGAGCGUCCGGAACCGAUCGAGUGUGUUCCGGCGCUGCUCGAGGCGGACGACCGGUGGAUCUGGUUCCAGCUGUCGGUGGACGACAUCGAACGGCACUAUAACGUGACGAACGCGAGCCUGGUGCAGUGCUGCGUGAGACCCUUCGAGCGGGUCAGCGAUCAGGAGGAGCAUCAGGUGGGCAACGAAAGCUGUUUCGAUUACCCGGAACGGUUCACCGUGCGGGAGGAAGAGUUCGUGAUGGUAAACUGCCAUUACGGUGGGUCGAAGGAUGCCUUCUACUGGGACUACUUUGCGUUCGUGCCGUGGAAGAAGUCGAUCGAGGAGCGGUUGCGUCAAUCGGGGACGGGUCAUGCGCGGGAGCCUGAAGGAUUGGGCGACGAUCAGCAGCAGCAGCUGAAUGUGAUGAUACUAGGGAUCGAUUCGGUCUCGAGAUUGAAUCUACACCGACAGAUGAAUCAAACGACCGACUAUCUACUCAACACCUUAAACGGCAUCGAGAUGUUCGGUUACAACAAAGUGGGCGACAAUACAUUCCCCAACAUGAUACCGGCCCUGACCGGGCUCGACAUCGAGGAGCUCGGUGCGGCAUGUCUUCCAAACGCCAGCAGUACCUUUGACCUGUGCCAGUUCGUGUGGAACAAGUACGGGGCGGCCGGCUACCGGACGGCCUACGCCGAGGACAGUUCGGCGAUGGCCACCUUCAACUACGGCAAGAAGGGCUUCCGUCAGCAACCGACUGACUACUACCUGCGCAACUUUUUUCGCCAGAUGGAGUCGAGCGUCGGCUAUAACAAGAAGCUGAACGCGAAACUGUGUCUCGGCGGGCGGAAUCCGACGCGCGUGUUGCUGGACUAUGCGCGGAAGAUUGUGAAAACGUCCGGCGAACGGGAUCCGAUGUUUUCGCUGCUGUGGGGCGUCGGAAUGACGCACGACUUCUUCAACAAUCCGGCCCUGAUCGACGACGACUAUCGGCAGGUGCUGGAGUAUAUGAACGAGCAGCAGACGCACUAUCUGAACCGGACCGUACUGAUCCUGAUGAGCGAUCAUGGGAUCAGGUGGGGAUCGUUCCGCAACACUUACCAGGGUAUGAUGGAGGAACGGCAACCGUUUCUAAUAUUGGUGCUACCGGCGUGGUUCGCGAGCCGGUAUCCUUCCGCUUAUCACAACCUGCGACGGAAUCGGUUACGGCUGACGACGCACUUUGAUCUGUACGAAACGUUGAAAGAGUUUCUGGAUCUUUCCGGCCUGUCGACGGAUUCGAUUCGCGAACGAACGGAGGAACUGCUGGAAGCGAAACCUAUCCCGAGGGGGAUCAGCCUGUUUCUGCCGGUUCCGGUGACGAGAACCUGUGAGGAUGCUGGAAUCGCUCCACACUGGUGCACCUGUCACGAUCAUAAGCCGUUGGCGAAGAACGAUCAUCAGGUCAUACAGGCGGCACGGUUUGCUGUGGACCGGGUAAAUCAUCUGCUGCUCGAGUAUCCUCAGUGCAGUGUGCUGCAUCUGAACUCGAUCGAGGAUGCGAGCGUCGGUAUGUCGCCGGAAAACAUUACCGCCAAGCAUAAGUUUAGCGACAUCAGUGUGCGGUUCGUGACGAAACCCGGGGAUGGAGAGUUCGAGGCGACGGUACGGAUCGAUUCCAACAACGAUAGCUUCCUGACGGGGACGGUUAGCCGGACGAAUCUGUACGGCAAGCAAAGCUUCUGUGUGGAUGAUUAUCGGCUCAAGCUGUACUGCUUCUGUGGGCGGUAGUGUGAAGCAGACGCGCCGGAUUAGAUAGAUAUACGUGGGAUUUUGGGGGAGGUCAGGAAGAUCAGUAGCUUUAGAACAGGCGUCGAUAAACGAUCAUGGCAAAUCAAACAAAUCCCGAGGGGGCGGGAUGGACACCUUCAUUGCGAAUACAAGUGAUAGCAUAGAGAUACGAGGUUUUCCCUCACCAGUGUUUUUUUUUCUGGUCUACAUUACGAGCUAGGUGGGGAAGGGACAAAGGUAGAGAAAGGUGGUGUAUAGUUGCUGUUUUAUAUUUUGCAUUUUUUGUGUUACGGUUUUUUUCGUAGUGUGCUUUCGUUGUACAACGCAUUGAGGAAAUAAAGAGGAACGUAUUAUUUUACAAUAAAAGAAGAGACUGAUUGUUUUAAUGGUAAAAUAUUGCAAAAUAAUCUUUUCAACGAACCCUGCUCUUGUUGCGGGGGGAUAUGCAGCGUGUAAGCGUUCGGCAGCUUUUAAACAGCGCUUAAACAGCAUAGCGGCCGUAGUGUAGUAACCAAAACAUUUGAAUCAAUUAAUUUUUUUACGAAGUUGAUUGAAAUAAUAGGAAUUAGCAAAGCAAUAUUGAAGCAAAAAAAAAAAAUUUUUUUUCUUUAAUUUACAGAAAAACGAGUAUCUUCAUCUCACUGUGCAAAACAAACAGAGAAAAUAGAGGAAAAAAGUCGACGAAUCGAUGAAACGUCAAAAGCCUCGAACCUCGAUUGUUGUGAUUUCGUCGGUGAGAUGCACGCGUGCUGUACGGGAUCCUUGGUGUUCCAAUAGGUGUCCCAGAGCGAAGGGAAAAAUCCUCUAAUCCUCUAAUAAUUAA
Anopheles stephensi (Asian malaria mosquito) is the source of this 4349-nucleotide messenger RNA. RefSeq lists its product as uncharacterized. The transcript has 3 exons. The record is from RefSeq and is a predicted model, not a curated record. Bases 1427 to 3526 code for a protein of 699 amino acids. Lineage: Eukaryota; Metazoa; Arthropoda; Insecta; Diptera; Culicidae.